This is a messenger RNA of Botrytis sinoallii, 1536 nucleotides long. RefSeq lists its product as uncharacterized. The record is from RefSeq and is a predicted model, not a curated record. Lineage: Eukaryota; Fungi; Ascomycota; Leotiomycetes; Helotiales; Sclerotiniaceae. Gene Ontology annotation, molecular function: nucleic acid binding; zinc ion binding. The transcript has 3 exons. The coding region runs from base 209 to 721 and encodes 170 amino acids.
CCCUCACCAAAACAAUGUGUAGAGAGAGGUGUUGCGUAUUGGUCAAUUCCGGCCUGUUUUUUCUCCUACGUAUAGGCACGUACAAGCAGCGAGUACCCCAUACGACGUGUGUCUGACGAACAUUGGGUGCAAGAGAGAAAAAGAGUUUCCAAUACAACACAAUACAACACAACACAACACAACAAAAUCGUCACGAUCGUCACAAGAGAUGCCUCCACGUGGUUUCACAAAUCCGGCCCCCAAAACUGAAAGUGCUCGCGAGGCUGUUAAAUCUUUCUAUUGCGAAUUAUGCAGCAAAGGGUACGCUCGAAUGAACGAAUAUGAGGCCCAUCUCUCUUCAUACGACCACUCUCAUAAACAACGUCUUAAGGACAUGCGACAAUUAACACGCGAUCCAAUGGCCUCUAGCAAAGCUCGAAAGGCAGAAGCGAAAGCCAACUCGCAGUCUGGGUUGAUCUCAAUAAAGUUGGGUGGAGAAGCAAGCUCAAAUACUGGAGCUACUGCUGGAGGUUUCAAGAAAGGGGGUUUCAAGAAAUCGGGGUUCAAAAGUGCUUUUGCUCCUGUUGACGGGGGCGGAGCUGACGCACCCGUGAAUGAUGAAAUUGAAGAAAAGGUUCAAGUAGGCAGAGGCCUUGGAGUCAAGGAAGAUGGUUUAGAAAGCGAUACCGACGAUGAACAAUACGGGUAUGAGAUGUACGAUCCGAGAUAUCCCACGGAUUGAGAAAGAUUGGACACUGAAGAAUUGUAUCCAUACGAGCUAAAGCCUCGAGCAGUGUAUAGUCCGAAGGCUCGAAACGUCUCAUAAAACUCGCAUAGCUUUGUCUUGCAUAAAAGUUCUGCUGGAAGAAUUCGGGCAUGACACCAGCAGUAAGGCAUCGAUUCUAUGCAUCCCGACGAAAAGAGAUGAACGUUUAUGGUCACAAUUAUGGAGAUCAACAUCACGAUAUUCUGAAUUACAGAGUACCAACUAGCCAGAAAACAUAAUCACCUAUUGCAUGUUGGCAAGGCACAUAUCUUUUCCCAACGCGAAGGUUAGUAGUUGACCUCGAACACGAUCCCUUGCUUCUGGCAUCGCGAAAAGCGAAAAGUAACGAGGAUUUGAGGAGCCAAGGAAUUCUUGAGCGCUCAUUGCGCCUCUUCGUGCUCUAGAGGACACAUUAGUUUGAGAGCUAUUUAGACCUCAAGCUUCACACGGAUGAUUGCCCACAACGGCAAUUGGCUCUGUAAUGAAGAGCAUCGCAAUGGUUUUUCGAGUGGUCAAACUUUAAAGGGCUAAACUGGCGUCUAGAGCAUAGUUGGGUGACGUUCUAGGUCAAAUUGAUUGGUUCAGUGAUAUGCGAAGGUAUCCGUGACAGUCAGAGGGUGAGAUUCGGACUCAAAUGAUCAGAAUAGUAAGAAUGAAUCAUAGUUAGCAUUAUUCUUGUCCUACAAGCCGUCGGUAAGUCUUUAGACAGCAUGCUUGACAUAAUUUUUUAGAUUUACAUACGUUGUAUGCGAAAAGAAGCUGCGAAAAGAAUCAUGAACUCAUCCAUAUAU